Messenger RNA from Zasmidium cellare ATCC 36951, 1218 nucleotides. RefSeq lists its product as uncharacterized. The record is from RefSeq and is a predicted model, not a curated record. Gene Ontology annotation, biological process: proteolysis. Bases 1 to 1218 code for a protein of 405 amino acids. The transcript has 3 exons. Gene Ontology annotation, molecular function: serine-type endopeptidase activity. NCBI's taxonomy places the organism in Eukaryota, Fungi, Ascomycota, Dothideomycetes, Mycosphaerellales, Mycosphaerellaceae.
AUGCCUGCAUUGAGAAGCUUCCUCCCAGCAACUCUGCUGCUUCCCACCCUUGCACUCGCAGCAGCCCCACCAACAAUCAUCCGCACCCAGACAGCCUCCACCAUCUCCGGAUCCUGGAUCGCCCGCCUCGACGACAGCUCCGAGUUCAACGAAAUCCUCGCCUCGGUCCUGUCCUCCGCCGGCAUCGAAUCCAAAGCAAACUACACGAUUAACCACGUGAAAGGCUUCGCAUUCGACGGCGACGAUGGAGUCCUCGAUAUCCUCGAGACUUUAACCGGAAUCGUGCACGUCGAGCCAGAUACCAAAGUCUACGCCAGCGUCCCUUUGCAACACCGCGAGGUUGCGCCUUUCGCGAACGGGAGCUUGGUCACACAGAAUGGAUCGACCUGGGGGUUGGCGAGGCUUAGCCACGAGGAAACUGGCGCGAAGGACUACGUGUACGAUUCCUCCGCAGGGGAAGGCUCGUACAUCUAUGUGAUCGACACGGGAAUCUACACUUCCCACUCCGAGUUUGGCGAACGUGCGACUUUCGGGGCGAACUUCAUCGAUGACGAAGAUGCAGAUGGCCAAGGCCACGGGACGCAUUGCGCUGGCACUGCCGCAGGAACGAAAUAUGGCGUCGCCAAAAAAGCCUCCCUUGUAGCCGUCAAAGUCCUGGGAUCCGAUGGUUCUGGCUCGAACAGUGGCGUGCUGAAGGGAAUCGACUGGGCGGUCAACAACGCCAAAGAACAGGGCCACAUCGACCGCACCGUCCUUUCCAUGUCCCUCGGCGGCCCCUUCAGCCAACUUACCAACGACGCCAUCGCCGAAGCCGUCGCAGAGGGCGCUUUCGUCGCCGUAGCGGCGGGGAAUGAAAACGAAGACGCCUCCAACUCCUCCCCGGCCUCCACCCCACAAGCCUGCACCGUCGCCGCCUCCACCAUCUCGGACCGCCGCGCCUCCUUCUCCAACUACGGCUCCGUCGUCGACAUUUUCGCCCCGGGCGAAGACAUCCUCUCGUCGUGGAUCGGCUUCCCCUCCGCGACCAACACCAUCAGCGGCACGAGCAUGGCGUGUCCGCACGUGGCGGGUCUGGCGGCGUAUCUGAUUGGAUUGGAGGGGCCCCGCGAGCCGGAGAGUCUGUGUGAGAGGAUUCGGGAGUUGGCGUUGGAGGGCGUGGUGGAGGGUGUGGGGAGCGGGACGGAGAAUUUGUUGGUGCAGAAUGGUGUUGCUGCGUAA